AUGGGUUCAGCAUUAGAAGCCCUUACUCCCACAAAUUCAUUGGCUCGUCGUACGCAGAAGUCGGCAGCCGUCGGUAGGCUUCGUGCACGUUCCGACCAUUAUCUUUGGCUGUUUGGGCAGAUUCAUGCUAAGGUUAGCGCAUUAGAAGCCCUCACUCCCACAAAUUCAUUGGCUCGUCGUACGCAGAAGUCGGCAGCCGUCGGUAGGCUUCGUGCACGUUCUGACCAUUAUCUUUGGCUGUUUGGGCAGAUUCAUGCUAAGGUUAGCGGUAAAGCAAAGCAUAAUUUGCGAGAUAAAUUAAUCCUUCCGAUGUAG
This is a messenger RNA of Strongylus vulgaris, 315 nucleotides long. The record is from the annotation of a GenBank genome assembly. NCBI's taxonomy places the organism in Eukaryota, Metazoa, Nematoda, Chromadorea, Rhabditida, Strongylidae.